Molecule: messenger RNA, 1632 nt
Organism: Spirodela intermedia
Lineage: Eukaryota; Viridiplantae; Streptophyta; Magnoliopsida; Alismatales; Araceae
Source: the annotation of a GenBank genome assembly
AUGGAAGGAUGGGAGGAAGACCUCGAUGUGGAUGACUCUGAUCUCCCCUCCCUACGACCCUCCCAUGCCCCCGGCCUCGUCCACUCCUCCAUCGCUCUCGCCAAUAUCUCUCCCUUUCGGCGCUGCUCGCAGGUCCCGCUCACCUCCCCUACUCGCUCACCAGAUCCUCCUCCACGGCCUCCGCCGGCGGCAGAUCCAGAAGCGGAGGCGGUUGAGCCCGCCGAGGCUGCCGCGUUUCCUCCGCGGCGCCGCAUCCCCGGGCCCGCGGGAGCAGUGCAGGCGGCCAUGCACCGGCAAGCCGCCGUCGCGCAGGAUCGUGGUGGUUUGCUGUUGGAGGAGGAGAGGGAGAGGAGAGCCUUCGGAGAUGAUGGCGAGGAGGCGGACGAGGACUUCGUGCAGAACCCUUGGCUCUGUGCCCUGGAUUUUCUUGGUAAGGAGAAACAAAUUGAACCCUGCUUGAUCUGUUUCUCAUUUAUCCUCUCCGAUAAUAGCAUCCUGUACUCACCUCUGACGGAAGCCGUGAUGCAGUCGAGGAUGGCAGCCCUUUAGAACACUCCAAAUGCUCUAUCGAGGCUCUCGGCAGCACCGACAGAGCAGCGAAGGUAGAGAAAUGUUCUCUUCCAACCGUCUUGCUCUGCUCAAUCUUUAGGAUUUCCUGCUCUGAGCUUCUUCUAUUUUGCUGGAUAGCUCGUGGGGAUCGUGAAGUCCUUCAAACCGAACGGUCUGGGCGAUCUCUUCGUCACUCUCAAGGUAACUCUUCAGCUCCGUCUCUCCGCAUCUUGCUGUGGAUUCCCUCGUAAUCAAGUGUCCUCUUCAGGAUCCCACAGGAACCAUCGGUGCUUCAGUCCAUCGGAAGGUCCUUACUGAUGGCAACCUCGGCGGGGAUCUCUCAGUCGGCUGUGUCGUCAUUCUGAAGCAGGUUUCUCGCUCUCCCCAGAUCUCAACCAACCAUCCACAGCAUCUGAUCGAAUGACGCUAAUGAGGCAGUUCUUUCAGGUGGCUGUCUUCUCCCCUUCGCGAUCAACACGUUAUGUGAAUAUUACCUUGAACAAUGUGGUCAAGGUACGCAGAGCUCUUCCCCUUUCGAUCAAACUCUCGGUGAUUGAGGUUUCAGUCAUUAUCACAUGAGAAUCAUAGCUUCUUCUCUGUUCAGAUCGUGACGAGUGUCCUUCCUCCAUGAACAGGUGUUUGGCAAGGACAGUGGGCCUCCCGGUAGACGAGUCCUGCCCCUUUCAGGCAUCAGAUCUCCUGCAUCUGGUAUGAUCGUUCCUGCUCUCUCUUCUGGUAUGAUCCCCCUCCCUCACCCGAGCUCCAGAUUUUCACCCAGCAGUUGACCCCCGAAGGGCCAUUCCAGGUCCUCCAAAGAGCUCCUCCCAAAUCCUCAACUGGGAGACCUCGAGAAGAACCGCCGAUGGCCAAGCUUCCGAGGAGACUGCCGGGUCGGGUGGCGCACGUGGGGAGCGAGCCACUCGAAGCCCGACUUCCAAGAGGACGGUGGGCGGCGGCAGCGGCCCGGCGGCGAGCCCCGGAAAAGGGAUGGCCGCCAAGGUUGCUGCUGCUCAGUGGACGGAAGAGGAACUCUCCCUGUUGUUUUCUGAUGAGCAGGAUGAUGAUGCUGCCGCUCUCUUCUGA